GAGGCGGCCGCAGUCACGUGUCAGCCAAAGAUGGAGCCGAGGGGAGCCGAGCGAAGGGCGUGCUAAAGUCGGGCGCGGGAGGGCCUGGGCGAGCAGCGGAGGCCGAGGCGCGGCCGGAAGGGACCGUCCUUCCUCCCGAGUGAAGUCAUGUUUUUUAGGUCCAAGAUGGAAAAUCAUAAACCAAGUAAUAGCAAAGAAGAUUUAAUACUUAAUAUCAUAUCAAGAAAAAUUAAACAACUUCCAGAACCAGAAAGGAAUAUACUUGAACGUGGAUCAGCAUAUAUUGGACUUAAUGCUGCUUUCAGUGGCCUAAUAGCAAACAGUCUGUUUCGGCGCAUCUUGAAUGUCACACAAGCUCGAAUAGCUUCUAGCUUACCAAUGGCCGUAAUCCCAUUUCUGACAGCAAACCUGUUUUACGAGAGUUCUGUAAGUUUACCUUUGAGUACAGGUGAGCUGAACUGUGAAACCUGUACCAUGACACGGGGUGCACUAGUUGGUUUAGUUCUGGGUGGUCUAUACCCCAUCAUUUUGGCUAUACCCGUGAAUGGGGGCCUUGCUGCCAGGUAUGAAUCAAGCCCUCUACCACAGAAAGGAAACAUCUUAAAUUACUGGAUUACAGUUUCUAAGCCUGUCUUUAGAAAGAUGUUACUUCCCACUUUACUUCAGACUGUGUUUGCAGCAUACCUUGCGUCUAGACAGUAUAAACUCCUUAUGAAGGCCCUUCAGUUACCUGAACCUGGCUUUGAAAUGCAUUGAUUUAAAGCAAAAUAAAAAGUGAAAAUAA
This is a messenger RNA of Psammomys obesus (fat sand rat), 784 nucleotides long. RefSeq names its product transmembrane protein 126A (gene Tmem126a). Gene Ontology annotation, cellular component: mitochondrion. Gene Ontology annotation, biological process: mitochondrial respiratory chain complex I assembly. The record is from RefSeq and is a predicted model, not a curated record. Bases 148 to 756 code for a protein of 202 amino acids. The transcript is spliced from 5 exons. Lineage: Eukaryota; Metazoa; Chordata; Mammalia; Rodentia; Muridae.